CUAAUUGCUUGGAAAAUUCUAGCUCUCAAGGCUAUAAAUAGGGCAAUGAAACUAUCACACAAAUCACCAAAAAUCUUCUUGUAAACCAUAACCAUAAAUUAAUAACUCAUAUCACAAGAGUAUUUCUAUAUUAUGGCUUGUCUAGUGAGAACAUUUCUUACAAAACAACACGUUCUCAUUAGUGAGAAUAAUGAUCAUAACCCUUUAACCAUGUCUGAUGAACUCAUUUUGGAAGAGAUUUAUUCAACACAUGUUCAUAGUCACACUAAGUUUGAUGCUGAAUCUCUUUUUAACAUUGCUGCUGACAUCCUUAAGCGUUCAACCCAUGUUGUUGAAAACGUUGUGCAAGGACGUCAUGUAAAACAGGAAUUAUAUAACACACAUCCCCCUGCUAGCUUCACUUCACCGUUGUGUACUUUGAAGCAAAUUAAUUCCGAGAUGUCAUGCAAGGUUCCAGGUGAGGAAAUUGCUUUCAAAACAACACUAGCAAUCCUGGAAAAGCUUUCACAGUAUUCAUGGACUGCAAAAGGAGUGCUUACUCUUUCUGCAUUUGCCAUUGAAUAUGGAGAGUUCUGGAUGCUAUCAGAGCAUCAAUCAACUGAACCAAUUGCGAAAUCAUUAGCCAUAUUGAAGAGAGUGCCUCAACUCACCAAUCUUGAAGCACUGAAAAAACACCACAAUGCAAUUUUGGAACUCAACACUCUGAUCAAGACAACUUUGCAAGUGAUUGAUAUCAUCAUUGAGCUGGAAAGACUCAGCUCAAUUCAUGGCAUCAAUGCAGUGCCUUUAGAACAAUUCCCGGUAGAUGUCUUUUGGGUUAUCAUCACCAUUGUUGCAAUUGUUACUCAGAUCGAAUGCCUCACUACUGAUUCGGAUAAGAGGCAGAACUUAUCUCAAUUUGGUCAAAAGAUUAACAUCAUAAUCAGCAAAUUGAGGAACCACGUGGCAGAAUGCGCUAUACUUAUUGCUGAAGCGGAGUAUAUGAAGACACUCAGGAAUCUAUUUCAAACCCCGACUGAAGUCAUGGAAGUGUUCAAAGUGCUGAUUUUUCACAAAGAUGCUCCACAAGAAGCCAUCUAUGAUGGUUCCACUAAAACAUUGGUUAAAAUUAACGAGUUGAAAACGAAGGAUGUGCUCUUGUUGAUUUCGACCCUAGACAUCAGCGAUGAAGACAUCACAAUGUUGAUUCCAAUUUAUGAACGUUUAAAGAGAGAACAAAACCAAUACAAGAUUAUGUGGAUUCCAAUUGUGGAGGAAUGGAAUGACAAGCAAAGGAAACAAUUUAAUUCUUUGAAGUCUAAAAUGCCUUGGUAUGUGUUGCAUCACUUUGCACCCAUAAAAGGCAUCAAGUACAUUAAGGAGGAACUACAUUUCAUGCAGAAGCCUUUGUUUGUUGUGUUGAACCCAAAAGGAAUGAUUUUACAUGAUAAUGCAUUCCAUAUGAUUCAAGUUUGGGGGGUAAAGGCUUUCCCUUUCACCAAAUCCAGAGAAAUAAUAUUAACAAAAGAAUCAAUGUGGAUUGAUUCCUUGUUGGUUGAUAUUGAUAUAAAGAUUAAAUGGGAGGAGGAAAAGUGUGUGAUCAUUUAUGGAGGUACAAGUGCGACAUGGAUCGAACAGUUCACUGAGGCUGCUGGUAAACUAGCAAGUGAUACCAGUAUUAAGCAGACAAAUACUACAAUUGAGUUGUUCUCGUUGGCGAAAGAGAACAAAAAUGUAGUUAGCAAAUUUUGGAACAAGGUAGAGAGUUUGUUUGUGACAAAAAUGCAUGAUGAAACAAACACUAUAACACAACAAGUUGAGAAAUUGCUUUCUUACAAGAAUGAGGAUGGGUGGGCAAUCGUGACCCAAGGGUCGGUUGUGGCUUUUGUUGGCCAUGGAAAAACAGUUUUGACGACAAUCAAAGAAUCGGGCAAAUGGAUAGGUGGCGUGAGCAAGAAGGGAUUACAAGAUUCACUUAAAGAUUAUCAUAACAUUGUUGCUAAAUCUGUUCGUAUUUGCUCUCACCUUGAGAUUCAUAAUGCUGCUGGAAAAGUUCCUGAUUUUAUUGUUUGUCCAGAUUGUAAUCGCACAAUGGAAGUGUUUAUUACCUAUAAGUGUUGCCACAUUAAUGAGGAUAAGGCUAAUGGUGAUCAUUAGCUAUAUAUAGCAUUGGUGAGUUAUGUAUUAAUUAACUAUAUAUGUCUUGUUAUUGCAUUUUAAUAUCUAUAGUCCUUUCCUUUGAGUGUACGUGAGAUCAAUAUCAGUUUAUGUACCCUUAUGGGAUUGAUGCAGCCAUGAGUCUUGCAUUAUUGUUGAUCACAGUAAGAUCACAAAUGCAACUAGAAUAAGGCUAUUUGUAACUUUGUUUCAUUUUGUAUUGGUGUUAUGAAUAAAAUGUUAUUUUAAGAUUUCACUUUUGAGUGUUUUUGUUCUACU
Molecule: messenger RNA, 2415 nt
Organism: Trifolium pratense (red clover)
Lineage: Eukaryota; Viridiplantae; Streptophyta; Magnoliopsida; Fabales; Fabaceae
Product: protein SIEVE ELEMENT OCCLUSION B-like
Exons: 7
Coding region: 133-2136 (667 amino acids)
Biological process (GO): phloem development
Source: RefSeq, a predicted model, not a curated record